This is a messenger RNA of Neofelis nebulosa (Clouded leopard), 6707 nucleotides long. RefSeq names its product plexin domain containing 2 (gene PLXDC2). NCBI's taxonomy places the organism in Eukaryota, Metazoa, Chordata, Mammalia, Carnivora, Felidae. The transcript has 14 exons. The record is from RefSeq and is a predicted model, not a curated record. Bases 676 to 2202 code for a protein of 508 amino acids.
UUAGACUGCUGCAGCCUGAGCCUUCACUGGGCUCAGCUCUUUAGAGCUGCCCAUCCCUCUGGCUGCGAGAAAGGACGCGCGCCCUGCGUAGGGCGAAGAAAAGAAGAAAAACUUGUCGGAGGGGUUUCGCCAGCCCACAUUAACCCCCUUCCCGCAAACCCAAACCUCCCGCCAGGGCCAUCCCAACACUGGGGAAAGUUCCUUGUGAGCCGACAGCCCUCUUGGAUUUGGAGGAGGCAGCCGCGCUGGCUGUGGAAUUAGAUCUAUUUUGAACCCAGUGGAGCAUAUCGCGGGGGCUCGGAAGUCACUGUCUGCGCGCACCCGGGUGGCGCUGCCUGUGCGGAACCGAGAGUUUGCGAGCCCCGGCUGCAAGUGGCCUUUCCUCCCCGCCGUUGGUGUCCUGUGUCUGGGGUGAGGGCUGCGAGUGUUGUGGCAAGUUGCGAAGAGAGACCCGGAGGUCCGGAGAGGACUGCACUCCCCCUCGCUCUCCCUUCCUCUUCCCAGCUCCCGAGUGUGAAAUCCCAUCGAAAUUUACAAAGGCCUCCAGGUUCAGCCAGACCGGUCCGCAGCGCUUGGCCCCAGCGUCCCCAUCGUCCCGAUUCCCACUCCGAGCCUCCAAGCACCCGGCGCCUGGGAAGGACUGGCGGGGAGGGGGAGGGAGGUCUCGGCGGCGGCAUGGCGAGGUUCCCGAGGGCAGACCUGGCCGCUGCAGGAGUUGUGUUACUUUGCCACUUUUUAAUGGACCGUUUUCAGUUCACUGAAGGGGAGCCUGGAAACCAAAUCAAUGAUUGGCAAUAUCAAGUUGCUCAGGUCUUCCCACAAACAGAACAGGAAGUUGAUGUGGACACGCAUGCAUUCAGCCACCGGUGGAAAAGGAGCUUGGAUUCCCUCAAGGCAGUAGACUCGAACCGAGCAAGCAUGGGCCAAGACUCCCCAGAGCCCAGAGGCUUCACAGACCUGCUACUGGAUGAUGGGCAGGACAACACCACCCAGAUUGAGGAGGACACAGAUCACAAUUACUAUAUAUCUCGGAUAUAUGGUCCCUCCGAUUCAGCCAGCCGGAAUUUGUGGGUGAACAUAGACCAGAUGGAAAAAGACAAAGUGAAGAUCCAUGGAAUUUUGUCCAAUACUCACCGGCAAGCUGCAAGAGUGAAUCUGUCCUUCGAUUUCCCAUUUUAUGGCCAUUUCCUACGUGAAAUCACUGUGGCAACUGGGGGUUUCAUAUACACUGGAGAAGUCGUACAUCGAAUGCUAACAGCCACACAGUACAUAGCACCUUUAAUGGCAAAUUUCGAUCCCAGUGUAUCCAGAAAUUCAACAGUCAGAUAUUUUGAUAAUGGCACAGCACUUGUUGUCCAGUGGGACCACGUACAUCUCCAGGAUAACUACAACCUGGGAAGCUUCACAUUCCAGGCAACCCUCCUCAUGGAUGGACGCAUCAUCUUUGGAUAUAAAGAAAUUCCCGUCUUGGUCACACAGAUAAGUUCGACCAAUCACCCAGUGAAAGUGGGACUGUCUGAUGCAUUUGUCGUUGUCCACAGGAUCCAACAAAUUCCCAAUGUCCGGAGAAGAACAAUUUAUGAAUACCACCGAGUAGAGCUACAAAUGUCAAAAAUUACCAAUAUUUCAGCUGUGGAGAUGACCCCAUUACCUACAUGUCUCCAGUUUAAUGGUUGUGGCCCCUGUGUAUCCUCUCAGAUUGGCUUCAACUGCAGUUGGUGUAGUAAACUUCAAAGAUGUUCCAGUGGAUUUGACCGCCAUCGGCAGGACUGGGUGGACAGUGGAUGCCCUGAAGAGUCAAAAGAGAAGAUGUGUGAGAACACAGAGCCAAUGGAAAGUUCUUCUCAAACCACCACAACUAUACAAGCAACAACCACAAAAUUCAGGGUCUUAACAACCACCAGAAGAGCAGCGACAUCCCAGCUGCCCACCAGUCUGCCCACAGAAGAUGAUACCAAGAUAGCACUACAUCUAAAAGAUAAUGGAGCUUUUACAGAUGACAGUGCAGCCGAGAAGAAAGGGGGAACCCUUCAUGCUGGCCUCAUUGUUGGAAUUCUCAUCCUGGUCCUCAUUAUAGUAGCCGCCAUUCUUGUGACAGUCUACAUGUAUCACCAUCCAACGUCAGCAGCCAGCAUUUUCUUCAUUGAGAAAAUAUACACCAGUUACUGUACAUUUCAUGGAUACCAACCCUCUUCCUCAUAAAAAAUAUGUAAAUGGGCCUUAGAUUUUAAAUGCAAUGUUUGUAGCGAAAAAUUGGAUAAAAUGGGAAUUAAAACUCUACAACUACAUCCUUAUAUGGAAUGCUAAGUGAAUGGGACAAAAGGGAAUAAAAUGACAAAAAUAAAGAGAAAUGUAGACAAGAGUCAAGAAACCUUGUGAUAAAGCAUAGCAGCACCUUAUAUAUUGUGCAAUUAAACAACAAUUAAAUUGCCGGUUCAUCCCCUGUGUCUUCAUAUACAGGAUCAAGUACAGAUUUUCAUUCUCCUAAGACAUUCAGUCUUUACUCAGUCUGGCAGAAUAGUCUAUUUUUCAUGAAUUUAUCUGUCAUCCUCUUCAGAUUUUAUCCUGAGCAUUUUCUUUUAUUUGUUUAUUUGUUUGUUUGUUUGUUUUUGGGGGGGGGCAGAGGGAGAGAGAGAGAGAGAGAGAGAGAGAGAGAGAGAGAAUCCCAAGCAGGCUCUGCACCAUCAGCACAGAGCCAAAUGUGAGGCUUGAGCCCACAAACAAUGAGAUCGUGACCUGAUCCUAAAUCGAGAAUUGGACACCCAACUGACUGAGCCACCCAGGUGCCCCUUCUUUAACGUUUUACCAGAUGGCUUUAAUUUUGUGUUUACCCAACUGACUUUUCUCAUGAAUUUUCAAAAAGAUACCUGAUUUUGACCCAAAUAAUAUUAUACAAGAAUAACCAACGUAUUUUAAAAUCUUUCUAAAAAUUAGAUUUAUUAUCUUGAAAUAAAAUAGCAGAGAACAAAUAUUCAAAUACUCACAUGCUCCUUAAAAUUUUGAUAGAUUUUAACAAAACCACUGUCUCUUUGGAAUAAUCAAAUACACCUUAGGUUCUACAUUACAUUUAAUGUUUGCUGAACAUUUCUAGGCAUAGAUUCUGUGUAAAUUUCAUUGUUUCAUGAAUAUGGGUUGCAGGGAUAAAUAUUUAUACUGCUGAAUACUAUUACAUAUCAUAAUUUAAGAUUUCUAAAUAAAAUGCAUAAAAUGUAAUCUAAUUGAAGGUCAAGAAAAUAAUAUUAGAAAGUGGUAAUGAAAUGGAAAAGAAUUCUUAUGAGAGGAUUCUUUGUGGACUAUAAAUAAAAUAAUUUAGACUAGCAAUCUUAAUGAAAGACUUUUUUUUUUUUAAUAUGAAAUUUGUUGUCAAAUUGGUUUCCAUACCCGUGAUUUCCAUACCAGUGUUUCCACUGGUAUGAAAAAAAUUUCAUACCAGGCUGCACCGGAAAAAAAAUUUUUGAAAAAAAAAAUUUUUUUUUAAGUUUAUUUAUUUUUGAAAGAGAGACAGAGUGUGAGUGGGCAAUGGGCAGAGAGAGAGGGAGACACAGAAUCUGAAGCAGGCUCCAGGCUCUGAGCUGUCAGCACAGAGCACGACAUAGGGCUCGAAGUCACGAACUGUGAGAUCAUGACCUGAGCCGAAGUGUGACGCUUAACCGACUGAGCCACCCAGGAGCAUCCCCCUGCCCCCCGGAAAAAAACAUUUUUUAAAGGAUAUAAUUCUUACCCUAAUGACUGGAGAAAAGACUGGAUGGACGGCUGAGCCGUCAGUGUGAAAGCCACUAGCCCUAUGUGACUGCUGAGCACUUGAAAUGUGGCCAGUCUAGAAUGAGAUGCAUAUAAAAUACCCACCAGUUUUUGAAAUUUGAGUACAUGAAAAGAGCACAUACUAGCUCAUUAAUUAUUUCCCUAUUAAUUACAUGUUUAACUGAAAAUAUCUUGGGUAUAUUGGGUCAAGUAAGAUAUAUUAUUAAAAUUAAUUUGGGGAGCAGUCCGAGAUAGCAGCGCAGGAAGAUCCUUAACUCACCCCCCUCCCACGCACACAUCAAAUCUGCAGCUACAUACUGAACAAUUCCCUAUGAAAAAGAGCUGAAAAACAGCGGAACAGCUCCUUCAUAACAAAUGAUUAAAAGGCCACAUGGAGACAGGUGGGAGACGCAGAGAGGCAGUCUCGCCAAAAGCCCCACCCGCACAUGGCAAUUCAGAGUCACGCGGGAUCUCACAAAUCCGGAGCUUCUUCCUGAGGAGUGAGGGGUUUCUGCCCCACAUCAGCCCCCCCACUCCCCAGUUCUUGUGAGCUGCACCACAGAGACCAACUCCCAAAAUGUCUAUCUUUGGAAAACAAUGGGGCUGCCAUCCAAGAGACCCAAAAGGUUGUAGGUACUAAGGUACUAAUUUUAAAGGGCUCAAGGGCAGAACGACCCUUCCCAGGGCCCAGCGCAGGAGCAGCAGUUUGAAAAGCAUCUAAACUAUAUGCGAAGGAGACUCAUCUGCUCAUCUUAUUAAUGCAUCUGCUGGAGAGGAAGGAGCCUCUGAGACUCUCUCCAGAAGUGGCAAGCACCAUUUGUGCACUCUCCCACUACCUCCUUGGUGCCAGUGGGGGUCCACAAUCCCUGCGCUCUCCCACUCCCCUGCAAAAGUGCGCAGGUAUGCCCCAGUCCCCGUCCCGUGCUUCACUCCUCCCGGAAGCCAGCAGGCAUGCACUUUGUUGCCACCCCACUAAAGCCGGUAGGCAUGCCCCACCCCUGCACUCUCCGGUGCAGCCUUAACAAAGAACUGGAAAAAUCAUUCGUGUGUGAAGAUUAAACAACAUGCCACUCUACAACCAAUGGGGGCGAUGAAGAAAGCAAAGGAGAAAUCAAAAAAAUACUGUGAGACAAAUGAAAACGGAAGUACAACAUACCAAAAUCUCUGGGCUGCAGCAAAACAGGUAUAAGAGGGAAAUUCUAGGUUCAUAGCGAAACAGGCCUAACACAAGACACAAGAAAAUGUUCGAAUAAACAGUCUAAUAUUACAUCUAAAGAAACUAGAAAAAGCAAAGCAAACAGAGCCUCAAGUUAGGAGGGAGGAAAUAACAAAGAUCAGAGCACAAAUAUGAAGGAGAGACUAAAAAGACAGUAGAAAAGAUCAAUAAGCUCGUUCUUUGACAAGAUAAAUAAAGCUGAUAAACCUUUAUCAUUUGAGAAAAAGAGAGAGAGGGCUCAAAUAAAUCAGAAAGAAAAGAAGAGAAUUCACAACUGACACACAGAAAUAAAAAGGAUCCUAAGAUAGUACUGUGAACAAUUAUAUGUGAGCUUAGAGGCAUAAAUAAAUUCCUAGAAACAUACAGUCUUCAAAGACUGAAUCAUGAAGUAAUAGAAACUCCGAAUAGACCAAUUACUAGUAAGGACAUUGAAUCAGUAAUCUAAACUCUCACAACAAGCAAAAGUCCAGGAUAAGACAACUUCACUGGUGAAUUCUACUAAAUAUUUAAAGAAGAUUUAAUACCUGUCCUUCUUAAACUCUUCCAAAAAACUGAAGGGGAGGGAAUGCUUCCAAACUCAUUUACAAGGCCAGCAUUACUGUGAUACCAGAAGCAGACGAAGACACCACAAGAAAAAAAAAAAAAAAAAAAAAAGAAAAGAAAACUGCAGGCCAGUACUCCAGUGAUCACUGAUGCGAAAAUCCUCAACAAAAUAUUAGCAAACCGAAUUCAACAAUAUGUUAAAAUAAUCGUGCACCAUGAAGUGGGAUUUGUUCCAGAGAUAUAGGAUAGUUCAACAUUUGCAAAUCAAUCAACAUUAUACACCACAUUAACAAAACAAAGGAUAAAAAUCCUAUCAUCUCAAGAGAUGCAGAAAAAGUAUUUGACAAAAUUCAACAUCUGUUUAUGAUAAAAACCCUCAAAAAAAGUGGCUAUCGAGGGAACAUCCUUCAAUAUAAUAAAGGACAUAUACGACAGGCCCAUAACUAACAUCAUAUUCUACGUGAAAAGCCAAAGCUUCACAGCUACAAUUAGGACCAAGAGAAGGAUGCCCAUUCUUGCCAUGUUUAUUCAACAUAGUAUUAAAAAUCCUAGCCAGACCAAUUAGGCAAUAAAAAGAAAUAAGAGGCAUACAAAUUGGAAAGGAAGAAGUAAAAUGGUCAGUAGUUGUAGAUGACAUGAUCUUAUAUAUAGAAAACCCUAAAGACUCCACCAAAAAAAGUUAGAACUAAUAAACAAAUUCAGGCAAGUUGCAGGAUACAAAAUCAAUACACAAAUAUAUGUCGUGUUCUUAUAUAUUAACAACAAACUCUCAAAAAGAGAAAUUAAGAAGACAGUGAGAUUUACAAUUGCAUCAAAAAGAAUAAAAGCCCUAAGAAUAAAUUUAACCAAUGAGGUGAAAGACCUAUAUGCUAAUAAUUAUAAGAUAUUGAUGAAUAAAUUGAAGAAGCCACAAAUAAAUGGAUCGGUACUCUGUGCUCAUGGAUUAAGAGAAUUCAUGCUGUUUAAAAGUCCAUAUUACCCAAAACAAUCUAGAGAUUCAAUGCAAUCCUUAUAUGAUGUCAAUUUUAAGGCAUUUUUCACAGAAAUAAAGCAAAUUUGUAUGGAAUUGCAAAAGACCCUGAACAGCCAAAGCAACUUAAGAAAGAAGAAUAAAGCUGGAAUCGUCACACUCCCUGAUUUGAAACUAUAUAACAUAGCUAUCAUAUCAAACACUGUGUUAUUGGCAAAAAAAAAAAAAAGAAAGAAA